Lethenteron reissneri (Far Eastern brook lamprey) is the source of this 1792-nucleotide messenger RNA. RefSeq names its product LYR motif containing 4 (gene LYRM4). Gene Ontology annotation, cellular component: L-cysteine desulfurase complex; mitochondrion. Gene Ontology annotation, biological process: iron-sulfur cluster assembly. The record is from RefSeq and is a predicted model, not a curated record. NCBI's taxonomy places the organism in Eukaryota, Metazoa, Chordata, Hyperoartia, Petromyzontiformes, Petromyzontidae.
CGUGAAUGUGGCGAUCGCGAAUCUCCGAUCACCCUGAAGACCACCACCCCCAGACCCGCGUUUACGGCCGAUUGAUCGGCGCGCUAAAAAUAAAAACGACGUUGCGCUCGCAAGUAUGGAUCGCAGCGUAUAAACCCCACCGUCGCAUCGCGGCGUCCCCUUUAAAUCGGGCAAUCGCCGCGGCCGCCCCAGCCCUGCGUCCUCGCAGCUGAAGGACCCCGCCAAGGUGUCAUGGCAGCGCCCAGCAGGACGCGCGUGUUGGCGCUGUACAAGGCUCUGCUGCGGGAGAGCGGCCGCUUCGCGAGCUACAGCUACAGGGAGUACGCCCUGCGCAGGGUGAAGGAUGCCUUCCAGGAGAACCGCACCUUGCAGGAACCUGAGAAGGUGGCGAGUCUGAUGGCACGAGCCCAGGAGAGCCUCGACGUCAUUCGCCGGCAGGUGGUGGUGGGCAAUCUGUACUCGGUCAACAAGCUGGUGGUCGAGGGUGGACAAUAGAAGGGGGCUCCAGUGAUGUAGCCGCUCCGCUCCGGCUCUCUGAGGCAACCGGCUACCUCCGUGUGUGUGCGCGCGCGCGUCUGUGUGACGAUGUUUGUGUGUAUGCAGGCCGUGGCGUUGUAUAGAUUCGCGCACCGCACCGAUAUCCUGGUAACCUGGGUUAAAUUCCUUGCCCAUGGUGCACAUUAACUCCGCUGGUCAAGUGAGUUUUAAUCUCCACGCGGACCUCCACUAGGUCAACUCUGUGUAAAAUUAGCUUGACCCAAUUCCAGGGUGUGCUCUAUGGGUGGUCAGGUGCACAUUGCUCUGACCCCGCUGUCUACCUGCGUGCCAUGCCGGCCUUAGUAAUGUACACGCCGCAACAGCGGCCUCGACAGUGUACAACAACAUGGAGACCCCCACUCUGUCUUUGUGUUGGUACGUGUGUUGGUACGUGUGUAUAUCUAUACGUGUGUAUAUCUAUACGUGUGUGUGAGCACUGCGUGAAGGCUUGCACCUGGUGCAGUGGGCAAACAAGCACUGGGGAGCCAAAGGCAUAAUGAGGUUACACCAACUCGUGCACUAUUCUAGCCUUAGUAGGUGCUCGCUAAUAGCACUUUCCCCAAAUUGUUUGUUCAAGGCUGUUCAGGAGAUUAUUGAUUUUGACCUUUGUUAAUGCCGUAUCUACGUGUGGUGCGUUGCCAUGUCUGUAUCUGUGUCUAUUUGUGUAUGUCUUUAUCUGUAUGUGUGUGUGCCUUGUCAUGUUUGUAUCUGUGUGUAUGUAUCUGUAUUUGCAUGUGUAUUUGUAUCCAUGUGCGUGAUUUGUCAUGUCUGUAUAUGUGUAUUUGUGUGGGUCUGUAUUUCCCUGCUUGUGUUUGUAUCUAUGUGCGUGUGCAUGCUUUGUCGUGUCUGUGUGUCUGUAUCUCUAUCUGUGCGCUUCUGUAUCUUUGUUGUAAAUCUCCGGAGAUGCUCACACACACUCACGCGGUGACAGCGGCUGCUUAUAAUGCAGGAAUCUGGACCGGAUUCUGUCCAUGGAGUCGGGCUCUCCGCAGUAAGAGCGCCGCCACCUUUCAGUUUGUCCACAGAGAACACCGAUCGUUUACACCCGGGCAGGACAAAUGCUGGGACACACACAAGGAACCAGAAAAAGUGUCUACAAAUGUCGAAAAGUUAUGCAGCUAAUUAAUGAAAGCUUAAGCGAAUAAACAUAUGAGUGUGUAAAUUAUAGUAACGCGCGCUGUCGAUGUGGAGCCAUUUAAUGAUUGCUGCUGUUUGUCGUCUUUGCAAAAAUAAUAAAUUCACUUGUCCAAUUGCA